AGUAGUAGUAGUAGUAGUAGUAGAAGUAGCAGUAGUAAUAGUAGUAGUAGAAGAAGUAGCAGUAGUAAUAGUAGUAGUAGUAGUAGUAGUAGUAGUAGUAGUAGAAGUAGUAGCAGUAGUAAUAGUAGUAGUAAUAGUAGAAGUAGUAGUAGUAGUAGCAGCAGUAGUAGUAGAAGUAGUAGCAGUAGGAGCAGUAGUAGCAGCAGUUGUAGUAGUAGUAGAAGUAGUAGCAGUAGCAGCAGUAGAAGCAGUAGUAGUAGUAGCAGCAGUAGUAGUAGUAGAAGUAGUAGCAGUAGCAGCAGUAGCAGUAGAAGUAGUAGAAGUAGUAGCAGCAGAAGUAGUAGCAGUAGUAGUAGUAGAAGUAGUAGCAGUAGCAGCAGUAGUAGCAGCAGUAGUAGCAGUAGCAGCAGUAGUAGCAGUAGUAGUAGUAGCAGUAGCAGCAGUAGUAGCAGUAGU
This is a messenger RNA of Oncorhynchus masou masou (cherry salmon), 456 nucleotides long. RefSeq lists its product as uncharacterized. Lineage: Eukaryota; Metazoa; Chordata; Actinopteri; Salmoniformes; Salmonidae. The record is from RefSeq and is a predicted model, not a curated record. The annotation marks the transcript as partial. The transcript has a single exon.